UUUGGAUCAAGCAGUGGAAUAUUUGACACUGUGUACCAAAGAAAUGGUUAUGGAGAAGCCAAGUCCCCUGCUUGUAGGGCGGGAGUUUGUGAGGCAGUACUACACUUUGCUAAAUAAGGCACCUGACUUCUUGCACAGGUUUUAUGGCAGGAACUCUUCUUAUGUCCAUGGAGGACUGGAUGCCAGUGGGAAACCCCAGGAAGCAGUAUAUGGCCAAGCUGAAAUACACAAGAAGGUGAUGUCCCUGCAGUUUAGUGAGUGUCAUACGAAGAUUCGUCACGUGGAUGCACAUGCAACCUUGAGUGAUGGAGUAGUUGUGCAGGUCAUGGGGGAGUUGUCAAACAGUGGGCAGCCAAUGAGGAAGUUCAUGCAGACCUUUGUCUUGGCUCCUGAAGGAUCUGUUCCAAAUAAGUUCUAUGUUCAUAAUGACAUCUUCAGAUAUGAAGAUGAAGUAUUCGGGGAUUCUGAGGCAGAACUGGAUGAAGAAUCGGAAGAAGAGGUAGAAGAGGAGCAGGAAGAAAGGCAACCCUCCCCUGAGCCUGUGCAGGAGAAUACAAGUAGUACUUACUAUGAAAACCAUCCUGUAACCAAUGGAAUAGAGGAACCUUUGGAAGAAUCCUCUCACGAGCCUGAGCCAGAUUUAGAAUCUGAAACAAAAGCUGAGGAGCUGAAACCUGAAGUAGAAGAAAAGAAUCUUGAAGAGCUAGAAGAAAAGUCUCCAUCUCCACCUCCUGCAGAACCUGUUUCUCUACCACAAGAACCACCAAAGGCUUUCUCUUGGGCUUCAGUGACCAGUAAAAACCUGCCUCCUAGUGGUACUGUUUCUUCCUCUGGAAUUCCACCCCAUGUUAAAGCACCAGUCUCACAGCCAAGAGUUGAAACUAAACCUGAAGCUCAGUCUCAGCCUCCCCGUGUGCGUGAGCAGCGUCCAAGAGAGAGACCAGGGUUUCCACCAAGAGGGCCAAGACCAGGUAGAGGGGACAUGGAGCAGAAUGAAUCAGAUAAUCGCAGAAUAAUUCGUUACCCGGACAGCCAUCAGCUGUUUGUUGGCAACUUGCCGCACGAUAUUGAUGAGAAUGAAUUGAAAGAAUUCUUCAUGAGCUUUGGAAAUGUAGUGGAACUUCGCAUUAAUACUAAAGGAGUUGGGGGGAAGCUGCCAAACUUUGGUUUUGUGGUGUUUGAUGACUCUGAACCGGUUCAAAGAAUCCUUGUUGCAAAACCUAUUAUGUUCCGCGGUGAGGUACGCUUGAAUGUAGAAGAGAAAAAAACAAGAGCUGCUCGUGAAAGAGAGACCCGAGGUGGUGGCGAUGAUCGUAGGGAUAUUCGACGCAAUGAUAGAGGUCCAGGGGGCCCCCGUGGAAUAGUGGGUGGUGGAAUGAUGCGAGACCGUGAUGGAAGAGGACCUCCUCCCAGAGGUGGCAUGGCACAGAAACUUGGUUCUGGAAGAGGAACCGGGCAAAUGGAAGGUCGUUUCACAGGACAGCGUCGCUGAACAUCCCUGCUGCUGGCAGACGGUCUCGGCAGUGGUACAUUAUUCGUCGUGUUUGCAUUCUUGUUAAUUUUUUUGGCUUUGGAAUGUGACACAGCCUUUUUGAUCAUUUCUUUGAUGUGAAAAGCAUCCUUUGGUUUCCACUUAAAUUGAGGUGGACAUUCUUUCCCCAGUUUCACAACAGGAGUCACACUGUUAAUUUAUAAAUUUAGACUUUCAAAAUUAAGGACUGAGAAAUGACCAUUAAACUAUCUGCAACAAAAGUGGACUAAAGGACAUGCCCAAUCGAUUUCAGGUCCUUUCAGUCAAAAACCCUCUGCUGCACAUUUUGUGUAAGUGUUACUGUUUCUGCCUAUUACUGUUGGAAACGCAAAUAGUGCAAUCUGUGCAAUUUGAAGAAGCUUGCCUUUUUUCUUUUUAGAACACUUGGCUCGAAAACAAAUGAAACAAACUUGUGUUUAUGCACUCAUCAAAAUGCACUAAUGGGUACUUUGAACUCAUUUACAUUGACAUCUGCAGGAGGCAUCAGGAAAAAUAUUCUUCAUCCUGUUAUUCAGACAGAAUAGCUUGUGAAAUGAUGCGGGCAUCUGAUCUGCUUGCUGUGACCAACUUAUGUACACACACAAACCUUAACAAGACUAUAAACGUAUUCCAGAAGGAAACCACUUAGUUGUAAACUAAACACAAUCCAGAACUCCAGAGUUAUGGUCCUGAGUACUAAACAAGUUUGAUAGCUCAUAUUUAAGAUUUUUCUAUUUGCCCCUCUUCAGUACAGGGAUGGCUGGCUGCUCAACACACUCCUCCUCUCCUUUCCCUUCUUUAAGCAUUGUACAGUGGAAAUAGUCUUUCCUGUAUUUGAGUUCUCUGGUAAUGUAAUAAGCAUGAUGGUGCCUUCUAUUAAUACAUCAUUCCAGUCUUGCUGGUGAUUUUGUACAGUAGAGUGUAUGAAUUACUGUUCUGCAAAGCCAAAUGGCUGCAACAACUGUUUAAAAGAAAUAAUUGAACAAUUGUAUAAAAAUUGCGGUAUCUUUUUAAGUCAGUGAAAGUUGCUAGAAUAUGAUUCACCUUGCUCUUCAAUUUAACAACUUUGUAUGUUUUUUUGUGGAGAGGGGAAGGGAGGAAGGAAGGCAUCUGAAUAGUGUCCAGGUUGCCUCUCCUCUUCGAUUAAUAUGAAAGAUGGGAAAGGGAUGAAAUCUCAGUCAGACAUUUCAAAAGUCAGUUGAGAAUUCUAUGUAUAUUUCUGCCAAUUUCUAAAGUGUGCUCAGCUCUGUAGAUUGAGGGCAAGUUUGUUAAAUGAGGAUACUGCGAUUUUCAGAGCAUAGAAGGAGCAGCUCUAAGUAUUUGCAUUUUCCAGUUUUUUUGCUCUCUUCAUUUGCACAUAUCUUUGAACUGAUUCAACACCCAUGCAGCUCUGAAUUUUAACAGUAGGGAGAAGGCAUCCUCUGACACUUAUAUUUCUAAAUAUAAGAAGUUUACUAUUUCUGGAUUACUGUCUGCCUAGAUAGCACAUUUCAAUAAACUGCAAAAGUAGCAGACAAUAGUAUCCAGCUCUGUUCUGGAGAAAUUGACAUGCACCAAGCUCUGAAUGCUUCAGGAGUUGGGGGGCAGGGGUAAGGGUGAAAGUGUGACCACUUAAAGCUGCUUCUGAGCAUGGAAGACCUCAUUACAUUACGAUUGUUAACAAAAACAGCGAUGGCACAGUACCAGUCUGUUUCUAGAUUAUGCAACCAUUUGCUUUUUUCUAGUGAGCGGGAAGAUAUUGCACAUGUUUGUUUCUGAUGUGUUAGGCAAAGUGAGAAUGCAUCUGUUUGUUUUCCACCAAACUUGAGGUCUUCCUUGUUUGAUGGUAAGUCUUGCACUAUUUUCAUACAUUUUUUCCGGGACACAUUUCUCAGUUUCCAUUUUUUUAUAUUUACCUUUUUUUUGUUAAGCUUUUGCAUUUUUUUCAGAUGUUACCUGGAAAUAUAUAGUACUUGAACUCCAUGAAACAUGACUUGACUUACGUUUGAAGCCUUUAGUCAAACUGCUGCUUCACUUAGCAGUUUGCCACCAGUGUUCAUUGUAGCUUUUUAAAUUUUUAGUGCUAUGGUAUUGCCCUAUCACCUUCUAAAUUGUUAUGGCAAAUGGCACUGGGAGUAAUUGCAAAAAAUGAAAUUAAUGAUUAGAAGAACUACUGAGCCAAUCAGCAUUCUGGCUUGCUUCUUGUUUAAAUGCCAUGAAAUAAAAAAAAAUAUUGAAACAUCAUACAGAGAAGUUUACAUGGUGAUUGUUCACCUACUGUACUGUGGACUCUUAAUGUUCUUGUCCCUCUUUCAGUAAACGUACCUCUUAAAGCGAAGUAACAAGAUUCACUGACCAUUACUGUUAGUUGCUGAUUUUGUUGAUGGUGGUAUUCUUUCAUUACAAUCCUAUUUCAACAAACUUGGCUUACCAUCUUUGGCUUUAGUAGGUAUAAAAGACAGUGGAUUACCAUCUUUAUUGCUGUAAUGUGUUAAGCAUUAUAUGCUAGUAGAAUCUAGUUAAUUGUUGCAGGUGGAAAGUAUUUUUACUUUUAAGUUUCCAUUUUGAAUGUGUUCUGACUAAACAUACCAAUAAACUACUGAUGUCUGCAGCAUUUAUCAAUGUUCCUAGUUCUCUCUUGAAAGUAGGUUGGUGUUUGGCAUAGCAUUAUUUCAGUCCUGAUUUUGUAAAGGCAGACUGAAGAAUGGCAUUCCUUUAACUGAUAUAAUGUCAAAAGUUUUUUUCCCUAAAUGUAUGGUGCUGUACACUUUGGUGGGAGCUACUCUAUUUAGUCUGUUGUGACCAUCUUGUCUUGCACUGUUGGAUUUUUAACAGAAUAACAUAAACCAAUGAUUGUUAGGUCUGGGAAGAUCUGCUAGUCCUUUCCAAUGCAAAAUCCUGUAUUUAAAGUCUAUAGUGAAUAAUGCUAGCAGGUACCAACUGUUUCAGCUACAAUGAAAUGGGGAGAACAAACUGAAGAGUUUUACCUUUGUUGCAUAGUUGUAGCAGUGGGAAAAAUCAUUGCACUUCUUCCAAGUUUGUCUAUUUGAUGGUAUAGCUCUUUUAAUUUCACCAUAUAUUGUUUAAUGGCUUAAAGGGGUGGAAAAAAAAACUGUUUUCAACUGCAGUUAGCUGUUUUGUAGCCAAAAAUACUUAAGGGUGUUUUCAUGGACGGUGAAUGACUUGACACUUCAGGAGUCUGAAGAACCUCUCUACGGAUAUUGCAGAAGUCGGUCUCAAGGCUGUUGCAAAAGUGGACACUUUGUUGUUUAUUUAAUUUUGGAUGCUCUCUAAAAUCACUUCAGCUGGUUAAUAUACAGAUUGGGGUGGGGACUUAGUCACUAAAUGGUACAAAAUGACAUCAGAAGAAAUGUGUUUUAUGGUCAGUUAUGUCCUUAUUGAGGAAUGUGCAGGGUGUUUCCAAAAAAACCCCCCAAAACUGCCAUAACUCUUCAAAAGGAUGUGGCUUUUUGACUGCUUCCUUGAGCUACCACUUACCAAAAGCUGAGGAGACAUCUAGUUUUUAGCCUGCAAAGUACUCCCAGACUUCUCUCUCAACUUCACACUCCCAAAUUUCUAAAUACUGUUUAUGCCUAUUGGAAUAACUGUCGGUAUAAACAAUUGGUAUUUAAAAAGAAAAUUAUUUUAUUGCUGGCUGUGAAGCAAUUUAAUCUAGUAUGGUGACUGCAUAGAUGCAACUGGCACAUUAAUUAUGCUUCUGUUUAAUAAUAGUCUGAGAUACUGGAGUCUUAUUGGAGAAAAUAGACCAAGUGCAUUUUAACUAACUUUUUUUCCUACUGCAGCAGGGAUAUUUAAGACCAGGAAAAGCUGCCUUAAGCAUACACUGUUUCUAGAAUGUAAGAAUUGGCUCAAAUAAAAUAGAAUCCUCCAUAUUCAUCUCUAAACUUGACCACCCUUAAAUACUUAACAUGUGAUAUCUUUGAAUGUCCUGGUAUUUUUAUGAAAACCAGUCUUGGUUUUUCAAGCUUUAAAACAGAAAAGCAACUUCAGAGUCUGUGCUGGACGGUAAAAUUGCAGUGCCUUGCAAACAGGCUGCUUAUUUACUAGGGAUGGGAGGAGAAGAAACAGACAUCCGCUUAAUCUGGAGGUAGAAAACUAGUAAGAAAUCUUGGACUAUUUCUUAUUGAGGCUAAAAUAUCACAGCAGUGGUAGAAAGUCCAAAGGGGUUGGGGAAGGGAAUGUGUAUCCUUCCAGAUGUUUAAGUUUACAAAGCAAUAUCAUUUAGAUUUAGAGUGCUCCUGCUUUACCUAUCAGCUUGUCCAGAAUUGUUCACAUGGCAAGGAUGAAAUACAACUAGUUUUUAUUAGAAAAUAUGUAUGCAUCACUAACCAGUAUGAGUCGCCAUACUCAAGGAGAGAAUAAAAAUGAACGCUGCUUUUUUUAGACCCUGUUUUGGAGCAUGGUUUGUCAGCAUGCUCUUUAUAGCCAUAGAGCAGGCUGCUCAGGAGGACUAGGCCAGCUGAGGGAGAUGAUUAGCAGCCACGGGAAGUUAAAAGGCUUCCAGGGAGGGGAAGCAAGAGGGUUAGAUGGACAGAAGAUGAGAGAGAAAGAGAGCGGCCUGGCCAGUGGCUACAGUGCCGGACCAGGGGCUUUCAGUGUCUGGGAAGAGACCCAGGUGUUGUGAGACUCGGGGCUGCAGCACCAUGGCAGAAGUCUGAGUCUUUUUCAGACCCUAAGAAGGUGCCUCCAGCUUAAUGCUGCUCCUUCCUCACUGCAGUCUUUCCUCAGGCUGUCUAUGACUCACUAUUCUUUUAAUGUAAAAGGACUUUGUUUAAGCCUUGUAGGGCACAGUUUAAAAACCUACAGCCUCUGGAUAGCCAAGCUUAUUUCCUCACCUCCUGAUUAAACUGAAUUUAUGCAACUCAUUUUCUUCUCAUGGCAACAUGCAAAAUUAUUUCAGAGGCUUACUGCUUCAUUCUCUUUCAGUAAGUAAGGAAGGUGCCUUUUAUAUGAAAACUGUCUUCACACAUUACUACUGCUUUGUGUCUGUGUAGCAGAAGU
Alligator sinensis (Chinese alligator) is the source of this 6511-nucleotide messenger RNA. RefSeq names its product G3BP stress granule assembly factor 2 (gene G3BP2). Bases 44 to 1492 code for a protein of 482 amino acids. Gene Ontology annotation, molecular function: mRNA binding. The record is from RefSeq and is a predicted model, not a curated record. The transcript is spliced from 12 exons. Lineage: Eukaryota; Metazoa; Chordata; Crocodylia; Alligatoridae. Gene Ontology annotation, cellular component: cytosol; ribonucleoprotein complex.